UUCUGCAGCCAAAUGUGGAGUACCUUCGAUAACACCGAUGCUUGACCCCGACGAUCGCAUUUAUGGAGGCUACUCCGCUGUGCCCGGUAGCUGGCCCUGGCAGGCCGGCGUUUACACGCAUCGAUACCAGCACUUCUGCGGCGGAGCUCUUAUCAACGACAGGUACAUCCUCACUGCGGCGCACUGUGUCUGGUCAAAGACAUCCACAAGUGUGAGGGUUCACUUGGGCGCGUAUGCUCGGCGCACCGUAGACAAUACCGAGGUGAUAUACAAAGUGGAGGAGGUGUGUGCACACCCGAGUUUUAAACCAAGUCAGCGCAACUCGUCUGAUAUUGCUAUCAUCAAACUACGGGACCCCGUGACUUUCACAAAAACGAUAUCUCCAGUGUGUCUUCCCAGCCACAAGGAGGCGCUGCCAGUGGGAUCCAAGUACUACGUCACGGGAUGGGGUUCCACAUCAAGAGGAAAAUUCAUUGAAAAGUCGAGAGAACUGAAGCAAGCGAUAACUGAAGAGCUUCCUCAAAACGAAUCGACAUGUGCCAUACUGAGGCCGGAAUUGAUCUGCGGAAGUCACGACUACGGAUCAUCUUGCUUCGGUGACAGUGGUGGACCCCUAGUACACCAAAAGGAUGGGAUUUGGACACUCUUUGGCCUCGUGACUUCCGGGCCGUACACGUGCGGCGAUGCAUCGGACUAUCCACUGUUAUUCGCCAGGGUGUCUCACUACAUCGACGACUUCAUUGCGCCAUACAUGGAUCCAAAUACUCCGAGGAAAGAGAUUCGACGAAUCUGCACUAUCACGUGAUGCGCUUGAUGACGCUACAGCGC
Messenger RNA from Rhipicephalus sanguineus (brown dog tick), 828 nucleotides. RefSeq names its product chymotrypsinogen B. The transcript has 5 exons. Lineage: Eukaryota; Metazoa; Arthropoda; Arachnida; Ixodida; Ixodidae. The record is from RefSeq and is a predicted model, not a curated record. Bases 38 to 805 code for a protein of 255 amino acids. Gene Ontology annotation, biological process: proteolysis. Gene Ontology annotation, molecular function: serine-type endopeptidase activity.